AUGAAAGGAUCUGAUAAAAUUGAUUUUGAAAGUGUAAAGAGUUCAUACCUAGAAAAAGAUUUAAAGAUAAAAAAUAAUACAUAUGUAAAAAAUUUAAAUAUAAAAAAUGAUAUAAUUCUUGAAGUAAUGAAAAAUAAAAUAGAUGCAAAUUGUUUAGACAAUUGUUCAUUUCAAAAUUAUUCAAAUAAAAAAGACGAACAAAAAUUCCAUUACAAUCAAAGUUUAAUAGAAAAAAGUGAUGAAAAUCAUAUAUUACAACAACUUGAUAAUAAGGAACAAUAUAAUCAUUUAGAAGAAAUAAAUGAUAAAGAAAAUGAAGAACGUUUAAAAACUGAAAAAGUUGAAGGAGAUUCAAAAAAGGAAGAUAUUGAAGAAAAUGAAGGAUAUCAAGAAAAUAUUGUAUCAAAGGAAAAUGAGAAUUUUACAGAAGUAAGUCUUAUAAAUAAAAUAUCUAAAUUUGUAAAUAAAACGAAAGAUGCUUAUAGUUCAUUGAAGGUAGAUAAGUUAUUUUUAUGCCACAAUAUAAAUGAUUUAAUUAAUGAUAGGUACAGUGAUAUUAAUAUUGAAUAUUCAAGCGAUAAAAAAAAAAAAUUUAUUUAUGAAAACAAAAAUGAAGAAAAUGUAACAAAAAAUGCAAACAAAAAUUUCAAUUUGGUGAAAAAUAUAGAAGAUAAAAUAAAAAAUAAUAAAUCAACCGUUUUAAAGAAUAUUUAUAAUUCUUUUAAAGGAACCUUAAAUGAUUUUAUAGAUGUAUAUUUAGAAAAAGAUAAUGAUGAUAAUGAAUCAUUAUAUGAUAAAAUAUAUGAUACUAAUAAAAUGGUUCAUAAAACAACAAGAAAAAAUAUAAGUAAAAACUGUGAAUUAAUAUUAAAUAAUCAAGCAAAUAAAAUUAAAAGCAGAAAAUCAAUAAGCGACACAAGUACAAUAACAAAAAAAAAUGUAAAGAGUGACAUCAUUCAAGAAAGUAACCAAAUUAAUAAGACAUAUAUCUAUGAUGAAAGAAAAAAUAAUAAAAACUUUAGUGUCAAAAAUAAUAUGAAAGAAAAAUUCAUUGGUAAAAGUGAAAAAAAUUCAAACAAUGAUAAUAAUAUUUAUGAAAUGAAUUCAAUAUAUAAUAAUAAAACAUUUGAAGUCAAAAAAAAUAAUACAAUUCAUAAAAUCAAUAACGAUGAAUUAAUUAAUGAAAAAGAUAUAAAUUACAAAAAACAGUUAUCAAAGGAAAUGAACAAAAAUAUUAAUUAUCAUAAUAUAUAUGAAUCAGACAUAAAUAAAUUUGAAUAUUCAGACAUAAUAUCACACUAUUUAUAUAAUAAUGAAGAUGUUAAAAAUAAAUGUUCUACUAAAAAUAAAUAUGACAUUAAAAAUGGAUAUGAUUUAAACAAAAAAAGUGUCACUAAUAAUAUUGACUAUAUACAACAAAAAAAGAAAAGCAAAAUUAUUGACGUUCAAACUAUUGAUAAAAAUGUUUUUAAUAUAUCUUCUCUUACGCAAAAAUAUAAAUAUAGAUCUAAUAUAAUAUUAACUAUAAAUAAAAUUAAAAAUAUUGAAAAAGUAAUUGAAAUUAAUAUAAAUAUCACAGAUAUACAAUUGAAAAUACCUGGAAUGAGAAUUGAAAACGUAAUAUUGCCUUACAAAUAUUCUAAUGAUUUAUUAACAAUACAGAUAAAAACAUUAAAUGAAGAUCAUGAGCAAAUAGAUGAAAUAGAGAGGGAAAAAAAUGAUAAAAGCAAAAAUAACUUAUCUGAAGAAUACGAUGAAAAUAUGAUAAAACAUCAAUUAAAAGAAGAAAUAUCUUCUACAAUAAAGUAUUAUUAUUUAUUUAUACCAUUGAAUAAUAUAAAGGAAGAAAUAAUAAAUAAACAAUUAAUUCUAAUAACUUCAAAAUAUAAAAAAAUAUUUGAAAAAGAAAAAUUAUUACCAGAUACAAUAUAUUUAAUACAAUCAAAAAAUAUGGAUUCAAUGAAAGAGAAACAUUUGUAUAUUUCUAUUAAAAAAUGUGUUAAUGGAAUUCAUUUUUAUCCUAAUCUAAGUGAAAAUAACUUCAAUAAUUUAAAUAAAAACAAUCUUUUGGAUACAAAAGAAAGUGAUCAUAUAUUUAAACCAGUUUAUGUUAGUUUAUACAAUGAUGAAGUAGAUAGAGAAAUAGGAAAUAUAAUAAAUGAAAACAAUUUAAUUAAUAAAAUAAAAAUAAAUAAACUUCCCGAAAAGGGGUAUUAUAUUAUAAAUAAUAAUUAUCUCCAUUUUUAUUUUAACAAAGAAAAUGUUUUAGUUUGUAAUAAUAAUAUAAAUAAUAAAAUUGACAAAAAUCAAAGUAACAUUGAAAAUGCUAGUAAUUUCUUUAAUUUAAUGUCUAAUGAUUUUAUAAGCGUAAAAAGUUGUAUAGAUUUAUUUCCAUUUUAUAUUUUUCCGUCACUUGAAGAUGUUGAUUAUUUUGAUUUCAUGGAGAAAAAUCAAUGCAUAAAAUUAAAAUUUAUGUUACAUUUUCUAGCCAUAUUGGAACUUAUAUGUACAAAUUUAUGCUCAUUUAUGAAUAUAAGCAUCAAGACCCAUUCACUGUUUUAUAAUCACAUUAAAGCAGUUCAGAUAGAUGAUGAAAAUAAUGAAAGAAAAUAUUUUACCUUUUUAUACACAUCACAUGAUGAAAAAAGUAAAACAACCAACUAUUCCUUUAAUUAUGUUAAACCAUUUAUUUUUGAGUUUAAGAAUGAACAAAAUGUAAAUGAAAAUGAGGAGAAAGAUAUCUCAUUAGAUGAAUUAAAUAAUAACGAUAUAUUUAUAUAUAAUUAUGCAAGAAAACAAUCGUUAUUUUUGUAUAAUAUAAUUAAAAAUUAUGAAGAUAUAAAAAAUAUAAUAAAGUGUUACGAUGAAAAAAAACAUAUUUUCUAUACAACUGAUUAUAAUAAAAAGCAUUUUCAAGAUUAUUAUAUUAAUAUUUUAUACAAAUAUAAUAAAUUAAUUGGAGAAGGAAUAUACAAUAAAGAAAAUGAAUAUAAGUGUAAGGAUGGAAUAAAAGAAACCAAAAUAACAGAAAAAGAAAGAAUAAAAAAUAAUUUAAGACAAAAAAUUUUAGAAAAAAAUAGUUACAACAAUAUAUAUCAAAAUAACUAUAAAAAAUUACCAGAAAAUAUAUACAUUUCAGACAAUUUUUUAACUAGUAACAAUAAAAACAUUUUAUUAAAACGUGAAACUAAAAUAAGCAAUGAAAAAAUAGAUUAUAUAAAUAACAACGAAUUUAAUUAUCGUAAUAAUGUUGAUAAAAAAUAUUUUAUAAAUGAAAUGGAGCUUAAAAACAAUAACUUAUUUAAUGAGAAGGGUAAAAUAGAAGAAUAUAACAAUUCUGCUUUACAAUUUAAAAUAACAAAUAAUAACAAAAAUAACAAAAUUAGGAAUAUGCAAAAUAUAAAUAGUAAAACAUAUAAUAAUCAUGAAAGUAAUGAAUUUGUUGAUUUUAAAGAAUAUAAUAAUUAUCAUUUAUGUGGUAAUAAUAGUAAUAAUAUGAAAGAAGAAAAAAAUAACACAGUUAUAAACAUACAACAAAAUAAGAAUGAUAAAAAAGAUUUAAAUUAUAUUAACAAUAGAAGUAAUGAAAAAAAAAAUAAUACAUUAAAUAUGGAUAUAUGUAAAAUUAAAAAUCAAAAUACUUAUUUAGAUCAAUUUAACACAAGUAAGAAUGAAGAAAAAAAUAAAUUAGAGCAAAAAAAUUAUUCUAAUGAUAUAUUAGAUGUUUUAUAUGAACAAAAAAAAGAACAAUAUAUGUAUAAAAAUGAUAUUUCUAGUAAGGAAUGCAUUAGACAGAAGAUAAAUAAUAAUUUAGAUUUUACUUCAGAAAAAUUAUUAUUAGAAUCAUAUGAUUAUUUUAAUGGAAAUGAUAAUAAAAAAUUUGUAAAUGAAAAUAAAAUAGAUGAAUAUGAAAGUAUUCAAAGCAAUGUUAUGAACUUCAGUGAAAAUGGUAUAAUUCUAGAUAGUUUUACUAAUGAAGAUGAAAAUAAUUCUAUUGAUAUGAUUAAUAAUAGUAUAAUAAAUAGUAAUAUGUAUGUAGAAAAAAAUACAUAUCAUAAUGAAAAUGAUGAAAAGAAAGUUAAAAUACUAAAUUUUGAAAAUUUAAAAAUACAUAAUGAUAACAUUAAUGGUAUUAAAAAAAAAUGCAAAUUAAUUCAAAGGAACGCAAAUUGUUUUUAA
Molecule: messenger RNA, 4179 nt
Organism: Plasmodium gallinaceum
Lineage: Eukaryota; Apicomplexa; Aconoidasida; Haemosporida; Plasmodiidae
Product: conserved Plasmodium protein, unknown function
Exons: 1
Coding region: 1-4179 (1392 amino acids)
Source: RefSeq, a predicted model, not a curated record